This is a messenger RNA of Linum trigynum, 1548 nucleotides long. The record is from the annotation of a GenBank genome assembly. NCBI's taxonomy places the organism in Eukaryota, Viridiplantae, Streptophyta, Magnoliopsida, Malpighiales, Linaceae.
AUGGAGCUCCUCCACCUCCUCAAAUAUUGCUUACUUUGCCUCGUCCUCACCGUCACCAUCCUCCGCUUCCUGCUGCCAACAAAACCUCAGGCGGCAGCGGGCAAACUCCCUCCGGGCCCCACCCGGCUCCCAAUCAUCGGCAACAUCCACAAUCUAGGCGCCAAGCCUCAUAGAUCAUUGGCCGAUCUUGCCAAGAAACACGGGCCGUUGAUGAGCAUCAAGCUGGGCAGAAUCACCACCAUCGUCGCCUCUUCCCCAGCCGUGGCCAGGGAGAUCCUCCAAAAGCACGACAGAAUCCUCUCCAACCGCCACACCGUCCUCUCCAUGAAAGUCCUCGACCUCCACAAAUUCUCCAUGCCCUUGCUCCCCGCGGAAGCCAGGUGGAGGAACCUCAGGAAAGUGUGCAACUCCUAUCUCUUCACCCCCCAGAAGCUCGACUCGUAUCAGGAGCUCCGUAGGGAGAGGGUACUCGAGCUGUUGGAAGAUGUCCGACAGGUCGCCUCCCAGAGACCGGGGGAGGCGGUUGACAUCCGGAGGGCGGCGUUCAGGGCGACUCUGAACUCUCUUUCGUCGAGUAUUCUUUCGUUGAAUCUGGGGGACGUGGAGAGGUCGGAGACCGCCAGGGAGUUUCAGGAGCACGUGAGUGGGAUCAUGGAGGAGGUAGGGAAGCCCAAUUUAGGGGACUAUUUCCCCGUCAUGGGGAGGAUGGAUUUGCAAGGGAUACAGAAGCGGAUGAAGGGACAUUUGGAGAAUGUUCUCAACUUGUUUCAAUGGGUCAUCGACGAAAGGGUGAGGAAGAUCAAGUCCGAUGAGCUCUAUGUCUCGCCAAACGACAUGCUCGACACGCUUCUGGCCAUCGGAGACGACGGCGAGGGGGCUGCCGCCAUGGAUCCACUUUGCAUCAAGCACUUGUUGUGGGAUAUGUUCGUCGCCGGUACUCAUACAACUUCAAGCUCACUAGAAUGGGCAAUGGCUGAGCUUCUUCGCCAUCCCAACAAACUCGCCAAAGUCAAAGAAGAAUUAGAUAAAAACGUUGGAAAAGGUAACCAUCUCCAUGAAUCCGACAUUUCUCAAUUACCAUAUCUACAAGCUACAGUGAAAGAGACUUUAAGGCUACGUCCAGUAUCUCCCCUCCUGGUUCCCCGCAAAGCAAAUGAAGAUGUGGAAAUCUGUGGUUUCAUCGUGCCGAAAGGUGCACAAAUUCUAGUCAACAUAUGGUCUAUAGGUCGCGAUCCCGUGGUGUGGGAAAAUCCAGACUCGUUCAUGCCAGAAAGAUUCUUGGGUUCGAUGAUCGAUGUUAGGGGGAAAGAUUUUGAGCUGCUCCCAUUUGGCGGCGGCAGAAGAAUAUGUCCUGGAAUGUCGUUAGGAUUGAGGAUGUUGCAUAUGAUGCUGGGUUCACUGGUUCAUUGGUUUGAAUGGAAGCUACCAGAUGGGGUCGUGCCAGAAAAGCUCGAUAUGGAAGAGCAGCUUGGAAUGGCUUUGCAUAAAUUCAAACCGUUGCUUGCUAUCCCGAGAGAAGAUGGCAAAAUAUCUUAUAAAAAGGAUUAG